UGUGCUCUGACAGCAUUGAGCUUUUCGGAUGUUUCAUUUUCUGUUUAAUUAGAAAGGAAGGUUUUAAUGGCUAGUUGUCGCCGACGAAUAACUUCUCCACUGUAAAGGACUGAAGGGCAACAUUUUCGCUAUGUUUGCGCCAAGGGUUUUCCGUUAACCGGUAAUUAAAGCUGAUAGCAAACUGCUAAGCUAGCAUAGCUGCCUAACGAUUUCGCCGAACACCGGUACAGGCGGACCUCUUUGUCUGACAGGGGAAGGCGUGCUCUUUUGUUAGGCUUUUCCCUUUGUCUAUUCGGGAAAGAGGAACUGUUUGGUCAGGAUUUCGCAAUUAUCUGCAGCUCUGAAAGCAUUUAGAAAAUGCAAGUCGCGAAAAAAUACCUCACAGAAGGCCUGAUUCAGUUAACGAUCUUACUCAGUUUGAUUGGAGUUCGUGUGGACAUCGACAGCUACUUAAGUGGCUAUUAUACGCCUCUGAUAGAGAUUAACUUGGGUCCUAGCUCAGCCUACACCCAGACACCCUUUCAUAAUUUGAGAGACACUCUUGACGGAUACAGUGUGCACCCAAAAUGUCCCGAGUUGGACUAUUUCUUUGCAAGUCGUCGGCUACUAGACGAGGUGAGGACCCUUGGCUCCCCGCGGUUCCCCACACAGUUGAACGCAUGGCUGGUACACCAAGUGUCUGCCACUGACAAAGCUGAAUGUGGGCCUUCAACCAGCAACAACACUGACACCAACUCACGGUUAGAAAGCCCCGGGGACGAAGCCAGGGAUGACAGGGAGCACCUGCCUGACUGUGGCCAAGAGGUGUGCCAAACAACCCCUGAACUCCUACAGGGGCCUUGUAAUGCUGGAGCAUGCGGGUUUCUUAAAGAGGAGGAUGAUGUCAAAGUUAAACAGGAGGAAGAACUUAGCCCACUCACUCAACUGGCUCACAGUUCCACACUGGAACAAGAGAGUCUGCUUGAAGGCAUCACCACUCUGUCUGAUCCAGCACAACCUCCUCCCACCAUUGAUAUUGACCAGCACUGGAGCAAUUUACUCUCCCUGUCUGUUACUGACCUUGAUGACUUGGACUCCCUUGUUACUGAGCGUCUGUCAGAUCUCGACACAGACAUCACCAGCGCAAUCAGCCAGGAUGUCAGUUUGCAUGAUGCUAUGGUAACCAAUGCUGGAGUGUUUGGUGGGGUGUCUGAAAGAGUUGAGUCCAGGCCAGUCACCCAACAACAAAGAGCCCUCUUCCGACUGGAAUCCACAGGCUCCUCGCACUCGGAUACGUCACCAGGGAUGGCAGUGGGCCUGGCUGCUCUCCCCUUUGCUUCAGUAUGUAAUAUGACUGGAAACGUGUCACAACAUAGUGCACUGGGUGGCUGUCUGGAUGAGGCAGUGUUUGACCAGAUCAAUCAGCUUGGUUUGGAAGGCCUGGACACCAUAGACACCCAGCUGAUGGGCUGUUUGGAGAGCAUAGACCCACAGGUUCUCGAGGACUUGGACUCAGACUCUGGUCUCUCCUUGGAGAGCAGCUCUGGAGGUCCAGUCUCCCCAGGCUCAUCCGAGAUGUCAUCGUCAUCCAGUUCAUAUUGUGAGGAUGAGUGUGGAGCUACAGGCUACAGCAGUGAGGUGGAUUCACUCUCCACAAAAGGCAUCGUGGACUACACCACAACAUGGUCACCCAUUGAUCUUAGUGAGAGUGUGUGGCAUGACCACACCUACUCAUCUCCUGCUUUCUAUAAUCAGCCGUCAGUAACACUUCCCCACAAAGGUGUUAAAGAGGAGCCUCUAAGCGAUGAUGAUGGGCAAAGUUUAGAUGAGAGGGAGCUGAGUCGUGAUGAGUUGCGCGCACGUGCAAUGUUUAUCCCGUUCUCUGUUCUGCAAAUUGUCAACAUGCCAGUGGAGGAGUUCCUGGAGGUCCUCGACGGUCAUGGCUUCUCCCCUGAACAGGUGACACUCCUGAGGGACAUCCGCAGGCGGGGAAAGAACAAACUGGCAGCACAAAACUGCCGGAAGCGCAAACUAGAUGCCAUCACAGGGCUCCAGGAGGAGGUGGAAAGGUUGCAGGCUCAGAGAGACAGGCUACUGAGGGAGAAACAGCUUACAGCCAAGACAAUGGGUGCUGUGGGCCAGCAGAUAAAGCAGCUGACCAGAGAUGUCCUGGCCCGGCUGAGGGAUGAUUCAGGACAGCCCCUGAACCCAGAAAGAUUCACCCUGCAGUGCGGGGCUAACGGGAGGGUUGUAGUUCAGCCUGUAAGACAACCUGCUGUCUCCAAAUCAACUGGCAACAACACAGACAAGAGAAAGAAGGAGAAAAAACAAUGAUGCAGUAUUGCCAGCUGAGACUUGAACUUUUAGGUUUUUGGAUAUUUCUGAACUCACUUGCUUGACUCUGGUUUUGGGAUCUCCUCUUUUGUAAAAGUGUGUGUGGAUUCACCGCUGUUGGGAGCCUAAAUCUGCCAAAGCUGCAAAAAGAAAAGAAACUCAGAACAUUAAAAAAAAUCUGUAAAUAGAAUUUCUCAUGGGAAAAAUGUAGCUUACACACUGGACAUUUCUUUGCUUAAAGAUGGACAUAGCACCCGGGCAGUUGAAGGCAGCAGCUAAGCUGCUAGCUAUGCUACCAGUCUCUCUUUGUGCCUGUUAACGUUGAAGUUAUUGAGUCUUAACGUUUUUACAGACAAGCGUAGACAACCAGACAUGUCUAGAAGUGAACAUGGCCAGCAUUGUGACAGUUACUGGAUAGAGACCUAGGAGGAGGACUCUGUUUGUUUGUUUUCAUGUAAUCUUGCCUCUCAGUGUGAAUCUGUUAAUUUGUAUUUAUUAAAGUUUUUGGGGUUCCUGAAAUGCUUAAAUGCAUCAUGAGACUGUCCAGGGCGGUAUCAUAAUGGUAAGUUUAUUUCAAGUAAUAAAAAAAUUGGAACAUUACCUAAAGUUUACAUAUUUGUUUCUGAUAUUUGAGGGCAUGUACUGUUGAGUAGAAAUUUGAACUGAAAUGUAAAAGAAAAAAGAUUUUGUUGUUUCCUUAUGUCUAGAUGGCAUACAAUAUACCAAUGAUUAAACUGACAAGGCCUUAA
Messenger RNA from Micropterus dolomieu (smallmouth bass), 3062 nucleotides. RefSeq names its product nfe2 like bZIP transcription factor 3 (gene nfe2l3). The record is from RefSeq and is a predicted model, not a curated record. Gene Ontology annotation, molecular function: RNA polymerase II cis-regulatory region sequence-specific DNA binding; DNA-binding transcription factor activity, RNA polymerase II-specific. Gene Ontology annotation, biological process: regulation of transcription by RNA polymerase II. NCBI's taxonomy places the organism in Eukaryota, Metazoa, Chordata, Actinopteri, Centrarchiformes, Centrarchidae. The coding region runs from base 358 to 2313 and encodes 651 amino acids. The transcript has 5 exons. Gene Ontology annotation, cellular component: nucleus.